Messenger RNA from Rhizophagus irregularis DAOM 181602=DAOM 197198, 1216 nucleotides. RefSeq lists its product as uncharacterized. Gene Ontology annotation, molecular function: ribokinase activity. Lineage: Eukaryota; Fungi; Glomeromycota; Glomeromycetes; Glomerales; Glomeraceae. Gene Ontology annotation, biological process: D-ribose metabolic process. The record is from RefSeq and is a predicted model, not a curated record.
UAACCGUACGAUGAAUAUAAAGUCAGGGGCCCUCCAUUAGGGCGAUCUAAAAAUUAAACGUCUUAACAUUCUUGUUAAUGGAAGAACCUAAAGUUUUAACAUUCGGUUCUAUCAAUAUUGACGAAUUUUUCGAAGUUCCCCAUAUAGUUUCGAGUGGAGAAACUAUAACGAGCAGUAAAUACUGUCAAAGAGCUGGAGGAAAAGGUGCAAAUCAAUCGGUUGCUUUAGCAAAGGCAGGUGCAUUGAUAUGGCAUGCUGGGAAAAUCGGGCGCGAUGGUGAAUGGAUUAAAAAAUAUAUGAAUAAUCAUGGAGUUAGAGUGGAUCAUAUAAUUAUUUCAGAAGAUCAACCAACUGGACGCGCUUUUAUCCAAGUUUCUCAAAAAACACGAGAUAAUUCUAUUGUCCUUCUGCCGGGAACUAACCAUAUGAUAAGUUUGGAUGAAGCACGUAAAAUUUUAAGUCAAGAAUUUGGAGUAAAUGAUUGGGUUAUUAUGCAAAAUGAAAUUGGUCAGAUAGGAGGUGAAAUUUUAAAACUUUGUAAAGAAAAAGGACUCACGACUGUUUUCAAUCCAUCGCCAUUGUCUGAAAAUAUCAUUAAUGUAUUUUCAUUUAAUCUUGUAGAUUAUUUAAUCGUCAAUAAACUAGAAGCAGUUCAACUUUACAAGCAAAUUAGUGGAUUUAGUUCGGAUGAGGAUAUUUCCAUACAAGAUCUACUCACAUUUAUAUCAAUUAAGUUUAAACACAUUGGAAUUAUUGUGACUCUUGGAAGUGAGGGUCUAUACGCAUGGUACAGACCGGAACAAAAAGUGUUCAACCUUCCUGCUUUUAAAACAAAGGUUUUAGAUACAACAGGGGCAGGUGAUACAUUUACAGGAUAUUUUGUAUCUAGUAUUGUUCGAAGUCUGAAACAAAGGAGAACAAAUAACAGUUUUUCCACAAUUUUACCAACAGCAGAGGAUUUUCUAGAUGCAUUGAAAGAAGCUACUGUUGCCUCAGGUUUGGCUGUCAGUCAACUUGGUGCAAUGGAAAGUAUUCCUUCUUUUAAUGAUGUACAAAAAAGCAAAAUCAUGUUUGAUAUAUAGGUCAUAUUUACUGGAAUACACUUCUAAAUAUAAAAAAUCCAUCAAUUUUGUAUUUCUUAUUACAGUAUUUAAUACCAUAUAACCAUAGUCAUCUAAUUUAUAUUGUUUGUUACCUUUUUUAUUAUUUAUUUUUA